This is a messenger RNA of Penicillium egyptiacum, 1728 nucleotides long. The record is from the annotation of a GenBank genome assembly. NCBI's taxonomy places the organism in Eukaryota, Fungi, Ascomycota, Eurotiomycetes, Eurotiales, Aspergillaceae.
AUGCGUUCGCUGUGGACGUUAUUGGUACUGGCUCUCUCAGCCGAAGCUAUCAGAACAACGGGAUGUCCUCUUUUGGGACCGGCAUUCCCUGCCCCUAUCGCCCUGUCAGCGGAUCCCAUUUUUUCCAGAGAAGCUGAGGAAUUGACCUCGAAGCUCAAUGAAGCCAUUGAGGAUGGAAGUCUACCUGCCAUAUCAUUCGCAGUGCAGGUCUUCAGCAGCGAAGAGGAUCAUUCGGCAUUCGGUUUCUACCACACAGAUGAUCCAGUUAAACUUGGGUCUGUGGGAGUUCGAGAGGUAGACGAGGAUACCAUGUUCCGAAUUGGCAGCAUAUCAAAGCUGUGGACUAUGUUUCUCUUUAUGACCUUGGAAGGAACACGGUACUUCCACGAGCCCGUUUCGAAAUACGUGCCUGAGCUGCGAAUGGAGUACAGCCCAGCACAAGAAAAGGACAAAAUUAAUUAUUUGCAAUGGAGUGAUGUUACGAUCGGUGAACUGGCUAGUCACCAAGCGGGCCUUGCAAGAGACUGUAUGAUGAUCAUACCCCCGACGACCCGAGUGGGCGAUGUGAAAAAGAAACUGAACUUGAUUCUAGAUGCGUUUGGAGACCUUGGAUUUAAGUCGGAUCUUCUCCAAAGCAUGGGCUUCCCUUCGCUUCCAAAGAAUGAGCAGCUGACUUGUGGGAGUGAGUAUCCGUGCGAUAGAAAAGAUCCCUUGACUCCGACCUCACAGACACCAAUAUACUCGAACGCGGGAUAUCAAAUUUUGGGAUAUGUAUUGGAGUCAAUUGGAAAAGCCGACUACGAAGACAUAUUAAUGGACCGUCUUAUCAAGCCACUCAACUUGACUCAGUCCUGUCUUAAGAUCCCAGACCCCAGCUUGGCGGUGAUCCCCUACAAUGAGAGUUUCAGUUGGUUUGGUUAUGAUAUCGGCGGAGAGGCUCCUGCUGGAGGCAUUUUCUCUUCCGCAAAUGAUAUGGCCACAUUCGGCCGUGCUGUUCUUUCCAGCACCCUUGUUGACCCUGCCGUGACAAGGCGGUGGCUGAAGCCGGUAGCACAUACAUCAUCCCUGCAACAUUCCGUGGGCGCCCCCUGGGAGAUCUAUACAUUUUUGACACCUCGUCGGGUCGACCUGUACACCAAGGCCGGAGACAUCGGGCUGUACUCCAGUUCUAUCGAUCUUUCGCCAGAUCACAAUGCCGGUUUUACAGUUUUAGUUGCAGGGGGCAACUCUCACGCGAUGACAUCAACAAUCGGGGAGAUUGUUGCCGAUAUUGUGCUUCCCGCGCUUGAUGAAGUCGCCAGAAGCCAAGCCCUUGAACGCUUUGGGGGUACAUAUGCUCUGACGAGCGGCUCCUCUAAUUCCUCAAUCACAAUCACAGCCGACGAUGAGGCUGGCUUGGUAGUCUCGGUAUGGACCAGCAACUCGGUCGACAUGAUCGAGUCUUUGAUGGCUUUGCAAGGAGUGACCGAUCGCUCUGCGAUAAGCAUUCGUCUACAGCCUAGUGGUCUUGCGACCCCAGGUCGGAUCUCCUUCUUGGCUGUUAUCUAUACUAUUGAUGCACCGGAAGACGCUGGGCCCAUUGUUGGAUCCUGCUUUUCGUGGAUUUUGCUCGACUCCUUGGUGUAUGGCAAUGUCGGUCUCCCAGAGUUUGAGUUCGCACUGAAUCAUGAUGGCCAUGCGACGAGCUUAUCCCCUCGGGCCUUGCGCGUUACGCUUCCUAGAGUUUAA